UGAUCACACUGGUACUACUGUGUUGCUUCUCUUUAAUCACAGACGGACACACAAUGCUCAGCUGGUUGGACGGCGGACAGGACCCAUAACUUUGUGUCAGUUUGAGCCUUCUUUGUUAUUAUGCUGCGUUUUACUUCGUGAAUGUGUACCUGCCACCACCGCCCAACAAUGAGAGGCAUCCUUAAGAGAAAGUUUGCAGAGGUUGAUGACAAUGCCUACUCGUCCUCCUCCUCACCCUCUCCUCCAUCCUCCCUCUCCUCUCCUGCCUCCUCAGAGUCGGAGUCUGACGGAGAGAGCGGCUCUUCUGAAAAUCAAGAUUUCACACCUCGCAGCCCUGCAUCACCCACCAGUUUGCCCACUCACUCCAUCCUGAAGAGGCCUAAGCUUGCAAGCAGACCGAGCAGCGUACGCUUUGACCAGGUGACAGUGUUCAGCUUCCCGCGCUGCCAGGGCUUUACCAGUGUGCCCAGCCGUGGAGGUGCCACCCUUGGCAUGGUGCGGAGGCACAGCAGCCUUCAACGGUACACGGUGUCCGAGCAUGCCCUGGAGCAACGGCAUAGGCGCAGACAGAGGUUCAGAGACAGACGGAGGGAAGAGCGGCUUAAAGCAUUAAAACACAAACUGCUUACCAGUGGGGCCAUUGACCAACAAGAAGCAGACAGUCUCACUGUGGAUCAAAUCCCAGAUGAAAACACUGACAGCGACAUCAGUGAUAGUGACCAGGAGGACAGAGGUUUCCUUCAGCCGUUCUCCUCCAAACAACGCCAAGCCAUCCUCCAAGCAGCAGGGGUCAGGUUCAUUGACAGGGAGGAGAAAAGGCAGCUUCAUGCCUUGCGGCGCUCUAGAGAGACCUGUGGAUGUGACUGUCAAGGCUUCUGUGAGCUGGAGACCUGUGCAUGCAGUCUAGCAGGCAUCAAGUGCCAGGUGGACCGCUUCAAUUUCCCAUGUGGCUGCACUAAGGACAGCUGUGGAAACAUUCAGGGACGCAUCGAGUUUGACUCCAGGCAUGUGCAGACUCAUUACAUCCACACCGUCAUGAGACUGGAAUUGGAGCGGCGUUUGCAAGAAGAAAAACAGAGCCCAGAGGACCAGGCUGGUCUUACAGAGGAGCUUCAACAUGCAGAGGAGGAGGAGGCGGUCUGUACAGAGCAGAAUGCACAGGACAAGAGCUGUCCCUUCGGCUUCACCUCAGAGGAGGUUGGCCUUCCUCUCACCAUGCCCACCACCCCUUCAUUCCAUUUCGUCCCAGAGCGCUUGGUAGUGGAGGAGAACAGCUGCAGCAGUGAUAUGACCGAAUCCUCUUGUUCUUCCUCUGACUGUGAUGCAGGAGGAUGCUGCAGCGGCGGUCACAAUCUUCCUGAAGUUGAUGGAGGAUUGAGCCGUGCCCUUAGUCUCUGUGACUCGGAAAAUAAUAACUACUCCUCUUACAGCCAAGUGAGGCAUCAAAGAGACCCACUGACACAGCGCAGCAGCAGCAGCAGCAGCAGCAGCUCUGCCACUCACAGCAGUACUACUGACAGUAUGGGACCACACACAGUCGACACAUUCACAGACAAUGUAAACAGGAACUCGGUGACAGAUUAUCUUGACGAAAAUGCGAAUCAACCCAGAGAUGUGUUUGAUGAUGACUCUCUCGAGGGCUUGCCAAACACCCCCUCCCCCACUGUGGACUAUUCCUUUGGCAGAUACAUGGACUUGAGUCUGUCCUCUGACUCUGACCUGGAGUUCUUUGACAGCGACUAUCCUUGCGGACCACUGCACAGCUCCUUCAAAGGGCACAGACACCCAGACAGUUUUCGCCACCUCCAGCUGUUCAGCUCUGUUAGUUUGCCACAGUACGAGUCGAGCACCCACCUGCUAGAGUCUCUGAUCGGGUUAACUGACCAGAACACAGAGUAGAUUUAUUCGGUCACUGAUACCCAGCUUCUUCUUCUUUUUUUUUUUUUUAAGCUGAUUUAAGGAAGCACUGCUUUUAUGUAUUUGUAAUAAUAUUUUGAUGUACAAAGAAAGAUGGAUGAUGACAUAUUUUUCCUAGCUGGAUAUUUUUCUAUUGCUGAUUAAAAAAAAAAUAUUUGCCUUGAAUAUUGGAGCAUUUGAAGAAAUAUUUGCCUAGAUUAUGUCAUUUAAAAAAAAAAAAUCCUAAAACUAUAUAUCAUGCCCAUCUCACAGAGAGUAUGCAUUUGAAAAAAAUAAACAGUGGGGUAAGAAGAACGAGGUGCCAUUUCAAGAGAACAUUGUGAAUAAAAACACUUGCAUACUGCUGAAAGGUGGCCAAGACAGGAUGAAGACAGAAUAAUCCACUUUGACUCAUGACUCCAGCCUCCAGGAUGUGAAUGAUUUUUUUUUUUUUUUUAAUUAAAUAACUAC
Molecule: messenger RNA, 2367 nt
Organism: Archocentrus centrarchus (flier cichlid)
Lineage: Eukaryota; Metazoa; Chordata; Actinopteri; Cichliformes; Cichlidae
Product: cysteine/serine-rich nuclear protein 1-like
Exons: 5
Coding region: 142-1899 (585 amino acids)
Biological process (GO): regulation of transcription by RNA polymerase II
Cellular component (GO): nucleus
Molecular function (GO): sequence-specific DNA binding; DNA-binding transcription factor activity, RNA polymerase II-specific
Source: RefSeq, a predicted model, not a curated record